Messenger RNA from Aspergillus puulaauensis, 1593 nucleotides. RefSeq lists its product as uncharacterized. Lineage: Eukaryota; Fungi; Ascomycota; Eurotiomycetes; Eurotiales; Aspergillaceae. Bases 1 to 1593 code for a protein of 530 amino acids. The transcript has 3 exons. The record is from RefSeq and is a predicted model, not a curated record.
AUGCUGCUACCCCCAGGGAUCCUAGUUCUACGUGACUCAGAGCACCUGAAACAGCUUCUGUGCGGCGGUGAAAUCUGGGUGUCUCAAGCACCUGAGCUCAAAUUCAAUAUACGUAUUGCCUCCCUGGAUGAUUUGCAUCCAUCGUUCAGCCAUUUCGUAUCCCAGCUAGGCGACUCUACCUGCAGAGCGAAGAUCUGGACAGAUCUAGACCUCGUUGUUCUCUACAAAAGCUGUAUCUUCGAACCCGGCCAGGGUUGCUCCACAUAUCUUCUCUCUUUCGGCAUACAAAAGCGACUUGGACCUGCAGAAAAGACGAAGGCGCUGAAGCUGCCCAAAAUAUUGAGGGAUUACUCUGAUGCAAUUCCUCCGACUAAUAUACCUACUGUCCGAUUGACCUCCAUUGACGUCCUCCUGGAAUAUACCCACAUUUUCGAACAAUGUAUAAAACGGUUUCAGCAGUCGAAACCGCACGACAAAAACGACGAUAUAAUACAGUCGGCCGAUUUUGGCGAUUGGGAUUGGGAUGGCGUACAAAACUCACAAGCAAACAUCUCAAUAAUUACAGAUACCCAUGGUCCAGUAUUCGAACACGACGUCAGAAGGAGUAAUGAAGAAUUCAAACCCUUCGACCAUUCAACACCCAUAUCUUCUAGCCCUUUAGAGUUCGGCGCAUUGUUUCAAGAAGCCCUUACGGUACUGGUGUUUGGAAAUGUGGUGCGGAGACGCAAUAACACCGAAACAGGGUCGGAUGGCUUCCAGAGCCUAUCCAAGAUAGCCCCCGGUGUAUUCAAACCCGGCUAUCGUGAGGCUAUGAGCCAACGAUCUCGCUUGCUGCCCUCAAUCGCGAAAUCCUUAACCUCGAUGUUGAAUCUCAGCGACAACCAAGUUUUAAAGGAGAAGAUGGCCUCCGUCACAGCAGUACACCAACCAGACUUACGCCCCUCGAGCCCGACCACAAGAGGCAACGAUACAAAGGCCAUACUGAAAAUGAAACUAUGGACUAUCUCUCAGAAGCGGCUUUAUCACGCACCGACGCCGAAAAGCUUGAGAGCUUCAAGCUCAUUGCCCAUUCCUAACCAAGAAGAGCAAACUCAGGACGAAACGCUUCUUUUAGAAGCAAUAUCAGGAGAAACAGGGUAUUUUGAUGAUAAUUGCAAUACUGAAUCUGAACUCGAAUUUUAUUCAGCAAGCAACGAAUCAGAGCCUGAGCUUGUCCUUGAUUUUAACUUCGACGAGUCAGAACAUAGUUCGAGCAUGAUAUUCGAUGGCAACGAAAUCGGACACCCAGCGGAGACCCUGGAAGAGCUUCAUUUUGAUGGCCAGAAAACUGCCCCUCCUCAUAGUGCGUCCAUAAAAGCAAACUGCCAAGUGAAGUCGCCCUAUACACGCAGCUUGUCAUUACCCAACUCUGAAGACACCCUGAUGGAUCAUGAAGGAAUGCUUGAUUUUGAUACUAAUUCCGUCGAAAACGUUCCGGGAUUAUCAAGUCAAACUUCUUUUUCGCACAGUCCGCAUUCGUAUGCAGGACCUCUAGUGGAUUUAUGUGACGACUAUGAUGAAGAUGAGAUGCUCUGUGACGAUAUCUCAGUAUAA